Messenger RNA from Nicotiana tabacum (common tobacco), 1164 nucleotides. The record is from RefSeq and is a predicted model, not a curated record. Lineage: Eukaryota; Viridiplantae; Streptophyta; Magnoliopsida; Solanales; Solanaceae.
AUGAAAGUCAUUGCAGAAUCUCCAAAGCCAAUUACUUCAGCUUACAUGCUUGAUUCUGGUAACUUUGUUAUCUAUAAUAAAACAGAUGUCAUUUGGGAAUGUUUUGAUUAUCCAACGGACACCCUCCUCGUUGGCCAGCGCCUAAUAUCGGGCCACAACCUUGUCUCUAGUGUCAGUGAAAUUGAUCAUUCAAUUGAGAGAUUUUAUUUGAGUAUGCAGGCUGAUGGGAACCUUGUUGCAUAUCCAACCAAUUACAUAUACCUGAGGCUUCCUACCGGGCUUUCAUUGAAUGAAAUAGCAAAUAGUUCAACUCGAACACCAAAUAAGACAGUGAUUUAUCGCACUACUCUUGAUCCUAAUGGUAUGUUUAGGCUUUAUACACACAGUUUUGAAGGCAUAGAUGAAUCGAGCUUGGAAAUUAAUUGGUCAUCGCUAAAAAAUCAAUGCCAAGCCAGGGGAUUCUAUGGUGUAAACAGUUAUUGUACUGCAAGAAAUGGCAGCAUCACAUGUGCUUGUUCUUGUUUACCAGUUUCAAUCGUUGAGCAGGAUUGCAGAAAAUCUUGCUUGGAGGAUUGUACUUGUUGGGCUACUCAAUAUGUGAAUGGAGUUUGCAGCAAAUUCAAGCUUCCAUUAAUCUAUUCAACACUUGAUCCAACUUAUCAGUCUGUCAAGGCUUUUGUCAAGCAGAGCUACAAUAUUUCCCAAAUUGCAGGCCACACUGUUCCCUAUCCUGGAAAAGCUGGGAAUAGAAAUAAAAGCCGGAAAGAGAUAAUCUUGAUUCUAUCCCUGACUCUUGGCUUCGUAGCAUUUAUGCGUACGGUUGUUGCAAUUUGUAGUUAUCAUUUCUACAGAAGCAGUGAGGGCCAAUAUCAAAAACUGUUGGAAAAUCCAUAUUUGGGGCCAAACGAGGAGUUCACUCUUCGAUCAUUUUCUUACAGCGAGCUUGAAAAAGCCACUGAACAUUUCAAGGAAGAGAUAAGGCAUGGUUCAUUUGGAAAUCUCUAUAAAGGAAUUUUAUCAGAAGGUAAUAGAACGAUUGCUGUAAAACGACUGGAGAAGUUGGGUGAUGAAGCAGAAAGGGAGUUUAAAGCAGAAAUGACAGCAAUUGGGCAAGCUCGUUGUCGCGACCCAUUUUCUCGUGAAAGCGGGCUUUCGGCAUUGUGA